AUGAAGCUCCCUAGGUUCCUGAGUUACUUCAACAAGAGACUGGCUCUGGCCUGCUCAUUGAUCGCCAUCUCUUCCUUCAACUAUGGCUUCGACAACCAAGGAUUCGCGACCACCCAGGCAAUGGAUGCUUUUGAUCGUCGAUUCGGGAAAUUCGAUCCCGACACGCAAGCAUAUUCCCUAGACCCUUCGUGGUUAUCCAUCUUCAACAGCGUCAACUAUGCGGGAUUUGCGGUAGGUGUGUUCAUCGGAAGCACCGUCUCCUCUCGAUUCGGUCGACGAUGGUGCAUGUUCUCCAUGAGCGCAUACGCCUUGAUCACGGCAACAAUCACAGUGACGUCCAAGAACCGGGAGCAGAUCAUGGCUGCGCGCAUUCUGAACUACGUGUACGUUGGCAUGGAGCUGGCUGUUGUUCCUGCGUUUCAGUCCGAGAUCGUCCCGGCCCCCGUUCGAGGUCUCAUCGUCGGAACAUAUCAGCUGAGCAUUAUCCUCGGUGGAUUGAUCAUAAACUGCAUCUGCAGAGGAACGAGUGAAAUCCAAGACGACCGCGCGUGGAGGAUCCCGCUGGGCCUAUUCUACAUCGUCCCGUCGAUCAUCCUGUCUUUGAUCUGGUUCAUCCCCGAGAGUCCUCGAUGGCUACUCCAGCAUGAUCGGGCCGAUGAGGCGAAAGCGAGUCUUCAACGACUGCGCGAGGGAUGCUUCACGCCGCAGGAAAUCGACUCGGAGUUCCAGGAGCUGCAGACUGUUCUAGACCGCGAGGUCGAGCAGGGCAGAUGGACGGAGAUGUUCAAAGGCGUCAAUCUCAAGCGCACGAUGCUCGUCAUCAUGGUCAACUUCUUUCAGCAAGCGACCGGACAAGCGUUCAGUUCGCAGUACGGAACCGUCUACAUCAAGCAGCUGGGGACUAUCAACCCUUUUGACAUGACGGUCGUGACGGCGUGCGUUAAUCUCAUAUCCAUGAUCGCAGCCUUAAGCCUCAGUGAUCGAAUCGGCCGACGACCGAUGCUUCUGACCAGCUCCGCCGUGAUGGCCGCCGGCAUGCUCACCAUGGGAGGACUCGGCAUCCCCGACCCCGUCACCGACCAAUACAAGAAAGCCAUCAUCGGGAUGUACGUGGUCCUGGCCCUGGGAUUCUCGCUGGGCUGGGGACCUCAAGCCUACGUGGUGUCCACCGAGCUGCCCGCGCUGCGACUCCGAGAUAUGACCCUGCAGCUGGGAUUCAUCACCAACGUGGCGAUGAACUUCGUGGUCAAUUUCAUCAUCCCGUACCUUGUGGACGAGGAAUACGCCGGGUUGAACUCGAAGGUUGGGUUUAUUUUCGGGUCGCUCUGCCUGUGUGCGUUCGUUUGUGUGUUCUUCUUCGUUCCCGAGUGUCGUGGUAAAACGCUGGAGCAGAUCGAUGUGAUGUUUGAUGUGGGCGUGCAGUUGAGGAAAUUUGCCGGUACACUCCUAUCACCCUCAGUGACCGAAACUCACCAGGUGAGCUAA
Molecule: messenger RNA, 1485 nt
Organism: Aspergillus steynii IBT 23096
Lineage: Eukaryota; Fungi; Ascomycota; Eurotiomycetes; Eurotiales; Aspergillaceae
Product: sugar porter family MFS transporter
Exons: 4
Coding region: 1-1485 (494 amino acids)
Biological process (GO): transmembrane transport; carbohydrate transport
Cellular component (GO): membrane
Molecular function (GO): carbohydrate:proton symporter activity
Source: RefSeq, a predicted model, not a curated record